Messenger RNA from Apodemus sylvaticus (European woodmouse), 2124 nucleotides. Its product is annotated as solute carrier organic anion transporter family member 6C1-like. Gene Ontology annotation, cellular component: membrane. Gene Ontology annotation, biological process: sodium-independent organic anion transport; transmembrane transport. The record is from RefSeq and is a predicted model, not a curated record. The transcript is spliced from 13 exons. Gene Ontology annotation, molecular function: protein binding. The coding region runs from base 1 to 2124 and encodes 707 amino acids. NCBI's taxonomy places the organism in Eukaryota, Metazoa, Chordata, Mammalia, Rodentia, Muridae.
AUGGCCAAGGUCCAGGAAAAAAAGGCAGGUGUCAAGAAGAAGGCUACAGUGGUAGUGAAGGAUGACAAACAAAAAGGUGAAACUGAGGAAGUCCAGAAUUUAGGAUUGUAUCUGAGAACACUUCCAGCUGCCAAGAAGAAGUUUGUGAAGUUUCGAAAAAGGAAAAAGUCUCCUACAAGUGCUGAACUGCUGUUAAUAGAUCCAAGAUACAGUGCUUCCAAGGAGGGGCCGUUCGGUUUGGGCCCGCUAGUUCUGCCUUGUUUACAGCGUUUCAACAACAUUGAUUCCUUCCUGACUAUAUACUUUGUGGCGGCCUUAAUUCACGGUAUUAUAUAUGCUUUUUCAGAUCUGAGUAUGGCAAAAUAUGAGGCUAAAUUCCUCCUGUCACAGCGAGAGACGCUUAUGAUGGAUUUAAGUGACUAUCUUUCGUCUUUCCUGGUAGCACUAUUUGUCUCGUACUUUGGACGCAAAGGAAACAAAUCGAAAUGGGUGGCAGCUGCCUCCAUUUUACUGGGACUUGAAUCUAUUUUGUUUGCUGUCCCCUUUUUAAAAUAUGAAAUCAUGAGAGCCAUGGAAGAAACUGAAGAGCUGUGCAUAGAAGAAAGACAAAAGACAGUGGACAGUUGUGGUGGAAUGAGAGUACCCUACAGAUCAACAUGUAUCUAUCUCUUCAUCUUCUCGCAGUGCCUCCAUGGAAUAGCAGGGAUGCCAAUUUAUAUUCUUGGUGUGAACUUCAUUUUUGACCAUGUUCCCACAUACUCAGCUGGCUUAUAUUUAGCUAUCGGGGAUGCUGCAAAAAUGGUGGGAUACUCUCUGGGUUUUACAAUAGGAGGACGAAUUCUUAAGCCUAAGAAUGAAACAUUGAACGCAGUUAAAACUCUUCAAAGCUUUCGACAACAGCAGCGUCGUUGGGGGAAAGCAUUUUUGUUUGUUGCAGCAAUCUCACUUUGUACAUCUUUACCAUUAUUAUGUUUUCCAUCUAGUUUACCCGGUGCACAUAAGUUAAGACUUGUAAAAAGAAAGGAACCGCCCACCAUCGACAGGAGACUUAAAGAUAAGGAAAUUGGACCUCAUUUGAAGGAUUUUUUUCAUGCUAUUUGGUGUCUGUUGAAGAACCCACUGGUGCUGACACAGGCAAUCUGCAAAGUCACAGAGUCCAUGACACUUAAGUCAACUUCAUACUUUUUGCCCAAAUAUUUACAAAGUCAAUUUUUAAUAACACCCAAACUUGCCACUAAGCUCACAGGAUUUAUUGUAAUUCCAGGAAGUUUAAUUGGCCAUUUUCUUGGAGGUAUAAUUGCUGACAGAUUGGAAAUGUCUUGUAAGAACAAAUUGAAAUUCACACUGGUGACAUCUGUUGUAGCAAUUGUACUUUUCCUAUUAAUCUUUUUUGUAGAGUGUGAAACAACAAAAUUUGCUGGAAUCAAUGAAGAUUAUGAUGGCUUAGGUAGAAUUGGAAGCCUCACAGCUCCAUGCAAUGAGAAAUGUGGUUGCACAACUUCUGUCUAUUCUUCUGUAUGUGGAAGAGAUGAAAAAGAAUAUUUCUCUCCCUGCUUCGCAGGCUGUUAUGCUGCUAAACAAAUUGAAGAAGAAAAGACAUACUAUAAUUGUUCUUGCAUUAAAGAAGGAUUGACAACUGCUGAUAGAGAAGGCCAUUUUUUUGAUGCUAUUUCUGGAUCAUGUAAUACCAAAUGUCUUUCAUUUCCUUUGUUUUUUGCUUUUUACUUUUCUGCAACUGUUUUUUCUAAUAUGUGUAGUAUUCCUGUCACCUUGGUUAUCCUCCAAAGUGUACCUGCCAACUUCAAUUCACUGGGCCUGGGUGUGACCUAUACAAUUUGGAGAUUUUCUGGUUCCGUUCCUGUACCAAUAAUUUUGGCAGUAUCAGAGAUUUUGUCAUGUAUUUACUGGGACAUUGAUGAAUGUGGAGGCAAGGGGCGAUGUUGGGUCUUUAAUAAGUCAACGCUGGUCCAGAUAUUUAUGGGACUAUGGGUUAGCUUACAAUUGCUCACAAUCUUUCUUAAUAUGUAUGCCAUUCACAAAUAUAAUUAUGUGGUAAUGGGAAGCAUUGAGAGGGUGGCUCCACCUGUAAAGGACGUGAAAGCAAAAAAGGAAGAAAAAGCUUAA